GAACCAACACUCUGGAUAAGGACCAUGCUAAAGAGUACAAGAAAGUUCGGAGUGAGAUCAAGAAGAAGUCUUUAGACACUCUGAAGCUACAGAAGAAGGCAAAGAAAGCUGAUGCCUUGGGUCGAGGAGACGUCCAGCCCCAGCUGAACAGUGCCAUGCAGGACGUCAGUGAUAAAUACCUGCUGCUGGAGGAGACGGAGAAACAGGCCGUCAGGAAGGCCCUCGUCGAGGAGAGGAGCAGGUUAUGCACCUUCGUCUCCAUGCUACGACCUGUCGUGGAUGAGGAGAUCUCCAUGCUAGGAGAGGUCACCCACCUCCAGACCAUAUCUGACGACCUCAAGAUGCUGACCAUGGACCCUCACAAGCUGCCCCCCGCCAGCGAACAGGUACCGUAUCCCUGAC
Messenger RNA from Salvelinus namaycush (lake trout), 402 nucleotides. RefSeq names its product protein MTSS 1-like. Gene Ontology annotation, molecular function: actin binding; phospholipid binding. NCBI's taxonomy places the organism in Eukaryota, Metazoa, Chordata, Actinopteri, Salmoniformes, Salmonidae. The record is from RefSeq and is a predicted model, not a curated record. Gene Ontology annotation, biological process: plasma membrane organization; positive regulation of actin filament bundle assembly; adherens junction maintenance. The transcript has 5 exons. Gene Ontology annotation, cellular component: actin cytoskeleton; cytoplasmic side of plasma membrane. The coding region runs from base 156 to 401 and encodes 81 amino acids.